Dioscorea cayenensis subsp. rotundata (Guinea yam) is the source of this 1147-nucleotide messenger RNA. RefSeq names its product galactose mutarotase-like. The transcript is spliced from 5 exons. The coding region runs from base 39 to 1124 and encodes 361 amino acids. Gene Ontology annotation, molecular function: aldose 1-epimerase activity; carbohydrate binding. The record is from RefSeq and is a predicted model, not a curated record. NCBI's taxonomy places the organism in Eukaryota, Viridiplantae, Streptophyta, Magnoliopsida, Dioscoreales, Dioscoreaceae. Gene Ontology annotation, biological process: beta-D-galactose catabolic process via UDP-galactose, Leloir pathway; glucose metabolic process.
UGUUCUUCUCUCUGUUUUUUUCUCUCAAGCCAUUAACAAUGGCUAUAAUCAAGUCAAAGUUUUUAUUUUUCUUGUGUCUCUUGGCCUUUGCUCUGUUUGGAGCAUCCAAUGCUGCAGAUACUAAGAAAACAGUGGGUGUAUUUGAACUCAAGAAGGGCAACUUCACAGUCAAAGUCACAAACUUUGGUGCAACUAUCAUGUCUGUUAUUCUUCCUGAUUCUCAAGGGAAUUUGGCAGAUAUUGUUCUUGGAUAUGAUACUCCAGAGGAAUAUGCUAACGGAACUUUCUUCUUUGGUGCAUUGGUUGGGAGAGUUGCAAAUAGGAUUGCAAACGCACAGUUCACUCUUGAUAAUAAAACAUAUCAUCUCCCUGCUAAUGAUGGACAAAACUCUCUUCAUGGUGGAAUUAAAGGAUUCAGUCAUCUUGUUUGGACUGUCAAGGAGUCGGUUGGUGGUGAACACCCAUACAUCACCUUCUAUCGCCGCAGCGUCGACGGAGAACAAGGUUAUCCAGGAGAUUUAGAUGUCUUUGUGACAUACAAACUAUCAGGAGACUAUGAGUUUACAGUGGACAUGACUGCAAAACCAGUGAACAAAGCCACUCCGGUGAACUUGGCACAACACACAUAUUGGAACCUCGCCGGAGAAGGCAGCGGGACGAUCCUCUCCAACACUGUGCAGAUUUCAGCCUCACACAUUACUCCGGUCGACAGCCAGCUCAUCCCUACUGGUGAACUCUUGCCAGUAAAGGGCACAUCAUUCGACUUUGAGGAACCAAUGAAUGUUGGCAGCCGUAUCGGUCAGGUAGGCGGCGGCUAUGACAUAAAUUAUGCACUUAAUUCACCGGUUCAGUGCAAUGGGUUGAGGAAGGUGGCUGUGGUCACGGACUGCAAGACCGGGCGGACGAUGGAGCUGAGCAGUAAUCAGGUGGGAGUCCAGUUCUACACUUCCAAUUUCUUGACGAAUUGGAAAGGAAAGAAUGGACAUCAAUAUCCAAAGUAUUCAGGUAUUGCUCUCGAGACUCAGGGCUUCCCUAAUUCUGUGAACCAAUUGAGCUUUCCUUCCCAGAUUGUGACUCCUGGGGAGAUUUACAAGCACAUCAUGGUGUACAGUUUCUCUUUCUAAUUUCACCUGCAUUUGCAGAAGUA